Molecule: messenger RNA, 1032 nt
Organism: Rotaria sp. Silwood2
Lineage: Eukaryota; Metazoa; Rotifera; Eurotatoria; Philodinida; Philodinidae
Source: the annotation of a GenBank genome assembly
AUGUGGAUUGAUGCUAUUGCAAAAAUUACUACUGGUGACGUUAUAUCAACCAUUAAGGAUUCUAAGAAGCGUUUCGGUUUCUUUUUUGGUGGCUCAUUAAUAUCAUUAUCAUCAUUGGUGUUUGAAUAUGUUGAUGUUGAUAAUGUUGGAAUUGCCAAUCGACAUGAAUUUGAAACUAUAUUUGAACAUUAUUCUUCAACAAUCACAUGUCCAUGUUCUAAACUUGCCAUUCCAUAUGGGGCAUUUACCAGCGUGAAAAUACAAUUUCAUCAAGUCUGUCUUAGUCUAUUUACAUCACAGACAUGGAUUGAUUCAAUCUAUGUUGAUCGAAAAUUUUCUUCAGUAAAAUUAGAAAAUAAUUUUCUUUCCACUCUCAGUGCUUUCUGGCAAAUAAUUGCUGGAUUUUGCGAGUUGAGCAAUACAACAAUAAACAAUGGUAUUGCUCAAUUCAAUGUUACCACUCUCCUGAGUCCGAUGGCAGUCAAUCAAAAUAUGGUUCGAAUUCAAAGUCGAGUCGCUCUUACCACGAUCAUCUCAACUGUUCGAUCUACACUCAUUCGUAAUUUAUUGGCAAUUGAACGUAUAACAGGCGGUAAUCAACUUGUCUCUGGAUUAGCAAAGAACUUUUACGCACACUUCACAUCAGCAGAACUUCAAUCAAAUUCAAUAUUAUCUGCUAGAGCAUAUGCUAAUUGCUCCUGCUUAAAUACAAAUGGAUGUCCUCAUCCAGCAACAUUUUACUACUCAGCGAAAGAAAGUUCGAUACCAAUACCUGGAAUGCAAUCUGAUUGCUUAAUAGUUGAUGCUGUACUAAAUUCUUCUUUGGAAUGUUAUUAUGAUCGAACUUGUGUUAAUAGAUUACAUCCAGCAGUAGUCAAUAUUGAGCCGCUCAAGAUGAACAUCAAUCCUUCGACAAAUACUUCACUCAAUGCAAUCCACACCAUUGUUCAUACGUUAGGUCUCGUCGAUUCGAUAUUAGUUUUGCCACCAAUAUUAUCAUUGGGGUUUAUAGUGGACUAUCCAUCAUCUUAA